Messenger RNA from Patiria miniata (bat star), 2906 nucleotides. RefSeq names its product SH3 domain-containing protein Dlish-like. The transcript has 3 exons. The coding region runs from base 387 to 1223 and encodes 278 amino acids. Lineage: Eukaryota; Metazoa; Echinodermata; Asteroidea; Valvatida; Asterinidae. The record is from RefSeq and is a predicted model, not a curated record. Gene Ontology annotation, molecular function: protein binding.
GAGAGAGACAAUCAAUUAUUGGUUUAAUUAUUCACUUCACUCCAUAGCGCUCCGUUCUUUUGAUUAACCCGCGCAAAAAGUCUGCUUAUGUCGAAUGUCGAAUCUGGGCCUUGUGUUGUAAUCGGCCGACGAGCCUGGUCUAGAAGUGUCGGACUCGUUCCCGACUGCAUCGUCCAAUUUGUACACAAAACUUAACUGUACGUCGGUUAUUAUGUAGUGGGUACGGGUACGGAAGGGGAAAAUAUUUUGUACCGACUGUACUUGGAGAAAGAAAGCCAAAUUGCGAAAACUACGAUGAAAGUUCACUCUCACUCGGUUCUACUUCUACUUUAGCAAGGAAAAAUUUGUAAAUUGAUGAUAUUUCAGGAGUAAAGACGAGGCAGACAAUGUCAUUCCUUUGUGGGCCGAUGAGAUUGAGAACCAAAAAGAGAAGAGGAGAUAGUGAAUCGUUACUCCAUGAUGACAACGUACUCACCGCUGCCAAGAUUCCCAACGAUCCUGCCUCGCAGAUGACAGUUCUUUAUGACUUCAUCAGCUGUCUGAAGGAUGAAUUAAGUGUCAAUAAAGGGCAGACUGUGGAUAUCUUAGAUGUGGAUAGAAAGUGGGCCUAUGUGGCAUCAGGCAGUGGCCGGGGCUUCGUACCCUUGUCAUGUCUGGGACCUUCUUCAGCACCUAAGAGAUCUGAUUCCAGCACUAUCGGCAAACCUCACACAGAACAUGAAGAUAGCCCAAGUCGGACGGGUACUGAAAGUGUGUUUGUGAGAGACCCCAACGGUCAGUAUGUAGUGCUGUAUGACUUCACUGCCCAGGAUGAGAAUGACUUGUCUGUAGUCAGUGGUGACUGUGUCAUGUUACUGAAUGAAGAUGAUCCUGAUUGGACAUGGGUACAGAAGAGCGACGGAGCCGAAGGCUUCGUGCCCAGAGCCUACUUAUACUCCGACAGUAUCCCAACAGAUAAUGUAUCAGUGUCAUUGUCUGUGCAAGACUCGUUGCCAUCAUCAGAAGCACAUCUUCACAAACUACAGCUGUGUGGAACAGAGUUAAUGUCGCUGUAUGAUUAUCAGGGUCGCAUUGCAGAUGACCUGACUGUUGUGAGGGGAGAUUUACUGUACGCCGAUAUGACCAAUCAAACACACGAUGAAUGGAUAUGGGCUUACUGUCCCAGAACACAGACGUGUGGCUUUAUACCAAAGGGCUAUGCAAGACCACCGGCCAUCGAAUAGAACAAUUGUUUCAUACUGUACUUAUCUGGAUAAUAAUAGUGGGUAUUUAUAAAGCGCACGUAUCUACCAGGACUGGUGCUCAAGGCGCUUCAUCAAUAUUACCCCUGCUCAUUGGGCCCAUGAAACAUUCCAAAUACUAUCUCAGCUCACUUGGGAGUAUACAGCUCGAUGCAGCCUGUUCAGUGCAAGGAAGCUAAUUCAAUCACAAUAACCAUCUCUGCCCUCACAGGUACCCAUUAACUCCUGGGUGGAGAAAAGCAAUGAGUGACAAAGUGCCCUGCCCAAGGGCACACGCACCAUAACCCCAGGGUGGACUCGAACCCACAACCUGCAGCUUUACCCCCGGAUCACAAAUCCAAUGCCCUUAACCACAAGGCCACAGCACUGGAUAGAAUGGAUUGCUUAACAAAAUACCACAGCCAAAGAUCUGUUCCACCUCAACUUUAGCAUCAUGCCAUCCACAACAGUUUGGGUGGUCCUAACUGUAGUUGGGGCCAUUACGUACCUAUAACAGUAACUCAAUUAGCCUAUUUUAGGUAUGUCGGACAAAAUAGGAGUGUGCUUUUUGGUUUGGGUAAAUACAAAAGACUUUACCCAAUUACAAAAGACUUCACCGAAAUCAAACAGCGCCUUCCUAUUAUGUCUGUCACAUCUCAAAUAGGCUAAUAAUGGUGCUAUUGUGUUCUUGAGCGAAACAGCUCAGUGCAACAAUCCUAAAGCCAAACAUCACUGGUUAUUAUUAUGAGAAUAUUGUGUGUGCUCUUCCGGUAGUUAAGGUGCAAAGCAUUGAAAAGUGUUUGUUAUGAAUUUUGUAAUUUAUGCAGGGCAUUAACAAGUUAGCAGUUAGAAUCAGUACACGGACCUCAGUAAAAGGGUCCAUGCGAUGAAAUUUUCUUGGAAACAUAUUUUGUGCAACUUUCUACUCUUAAAUGUAUGAAAACUAUUUGACAUCCUUUUUGGUUGAUUUUAUUGAAAAAUGCACUUCUUUGAACAUUUGAAAUUGUACAUGCUUUUCCAGACAACUAAUGCGCUGGUGUUGUGAUGUCAUUCCAGGAAGAUACUGUUCAGUUUAGGGGGUUUGUUUCAAAUUGUGCAUCCAAAAUUUGCUCAUUGAAAACAUUUGUUAGAAAGUGUUGCUCAUUGGCUGAAUGCCAUGUGCUUACACGACGAAACACCAAAAUAUCCCAAUUUUUAGCAACUUUUUGUGCUGAAAUAGCUGUAACAUUGAGGUCUCUGCCCGGAAUGACAUCACAGCUUUGCUCAUGAAUAGGGAAAUUUACAACACGCAAGGAGCAAAGCCAGCGACCUGUUCGCAGCGAGAGGGGCUGGAAAUAGGAGUGUGGUGCCCGAGGAUGAUGGCUUCAACCCACCUGGCUUGAGGUCGAGUGAAAAUUAGUCCCAUGCUUCGUUCUGUUCUUGUCAAAAUAAUCCCAGCGCGAACUGGUGAAAAAUGGCAAAGCAAUAAUUGCAAGCCAGGUCAAAUGGGACACGAAGAUGUGAGAUUUUCAAUCUCACAUCUUAUUUCGCUCGGUUGCCACUGUUUUGAACCCUGGUCUGAAGCAGGGUUGGGUUCAGCCCGGGGCAAAAUCAAUCUCAGGGCAAAUGCAGGGUUGAAAAUUGUUGUCAACCCAACGAUUUGUUAUGUGUGAAAAGGCCUAAAAGUGCAUUUUCAAGGAUUGCAUU